Messenger RNA from Erigeron canadensis, 2171 nucleotides. RefSeq names its product protein NRT1/ PTR FAMILY 6.3-like. The record is from RefSeq and is a predicted model, not a curated record. The coding region runs from base 200 to 1987 and encodes 595 amino acids. Gene Ontology annotation, molecular function: nitrate transmembrane transporter activity. Gene Ontology annotation, cellular component: membrane. The transcript has 4 exons. Gene Ontology annotation, biological process: transmembrane transport; response to nitrate; oligopeptide transport. NCBI's taxonomy places the organism in Eukaryota, Viridiplantae, Streptophyta, Magnoliopsida, Asterales, Asteraceae.
UACUGGCUUAACAUGAGUGAGGAUUGAAUUUUAAACAUCCGUAGAAAAUAUUAACCGGCCACUUCAUCGAAUCAUGUUGGUUUAAAUCUUUGAUAUAGUUGUUACGGCUAUAAAAGAAUAAGGUCGGUCGUGCGUAGCUACUAAUAAAUCGUACGUACGUAAGUUCACUCUCCAAAAACUAUUUGAAAAAUCCAAUUAAAUGGUUCUUGGGCAUGAAGCUGAAGAAGCACAGGUGGGGAAAACGCUCCCUGAUGCUUGGGACUACAAGGGAAAGCCGGCAGUCCGUUCAACCACCGGCGGCUGGGGUAGCGCCGCCAUGAUUCUAGGGGUGGAGGCAUGUGAGAGGCUAACGACGUUGGGAAUAGCCGUAAACUUGGUGACAUACUUGACUGGUACUAUGCAUCUAGGAAACGCAAACGCCGCUAAUGACGUCACUAACUUCAUGGGCACCUCUUUCAUGUUAUGCCUCCUUGGCGGUUUCGUGGCCGACACCUUUCUUGGCCGUUAUCUUACCAUUGCCAUCUUUACCGCCAUUCAAGCUACGGGUGUGACGAUAUUAACGAUAUCAACCGCCAUACCGAGCCUCCAACCACCAAAAUGCAGCAAGCCGGGUUCAUCAGAUUGCGUUCCUGCAAACCAUCUCCAACUAGCCAUUCUUUACAUGGCACUUUACCUAACCGCCUUGGGAACCGGGGGCCUGAAGUCCAGUGUGUCGGGUUUCGGUUCCGAUCAGUUUGAUGAAUCAAACAAACAAGAAAAGGCCCAGAUGACCACUUUUUUCAACUGGUUCUUCUUCUUCAUAAGUAUCGGGUCAUUAGCAGCUGUGACGCUUCUGGUUUACAUACAGGACAAUCUAGGGCGUCGAUGGGGGUACGGGAUCGUGGCGUGUUGUAUCGGGUUGGGGUUGUUGAUCUUCUUGUCGGGUACCCCGAGAUACAGGUUCAAGAAACUGGUAGGUAGUCCCUUGACACAGAUAGCAUCCGUUUUUGUGGCGGCCUGGAGGAAAAGGCAUUUGGAGCUUCCUUCCGAUCCUUGUUUGUUAUUCGAUACUAGUAUUGGAGCAACAACUUCUUCCUCCUCUCAUUUGAAGCAGAAAUUGCCUCACAGCAAACAAUUUCGUUUCCUUGACAAGGCUGCAAUCAACAACACUGAAAAAUCUGGGGAAAUCUUGAAGGUUAACAAAUGGUAUCUUUCGACUUCAACUGAUGUGGAAGAAGUCAAAAUGGUGAUCACCAUGUUACCAAUUUGGGCUACCAACAUCAUGUUUUGGACAAUCUAUGCACAAAUGACCACUUUUUCAGUCUCACAAGCCACCACCAUGGACCGACACAUAGGGAAAUCCUUUUUCAUCCCUCCUGCUUCCCUCACCGUCUUCUUUGUUGGCAGCAUCCUCUUGACUGUCCCUGUCUAUGACCGUGUCAUAGUCCCAGUCGCCAAACGGUUCCUUAGGCACCCACAAGGGCUAAGCCCUCUUCAACGGAUCGGUGUGGGACUAGUCAUGUCCACAUUUGCUAUGGUUGCAGCCGCUCUUAUUGAGAUCAAGCGGCUUCACAUGGCCCAGUCUCAUGGUUUGGUUGAUGACCCGUCCAAAGUGAUUCCACUUAGUGUGUUUUGGUUGGUUCCCCAGUUUUUCUUUGUUGGGUCGGGUGAAGCCUUUACAUACAUUGGUCAACUUGAUUUCUUCUUAAGGGAGUGCCCCGCAGGGAUGAAGACUAUGAGCACGGGCUUGUUUUUAAGUACCUUGUCGUUGGGUUUCUUUUUUAGCUCAUUGUUGGUGACAAUAGUGCACAAGGUGACUGGAGACAAGGAGCCAUGGCUAGCUGACAAUUUGAACAAGGGGAAGCUGUAUAAUUUCUACUGGUUGCUUACAGUUCUUAGUGUUUUGAACAUGGGGUUGUAUCUGAUAGCCGCAAGAUGGUAUGUUUACAGGGAGCAUAGGCUUGCCAGAGAGCUGCAGGGUAUUGAUGAUCAGUUGGAAGAAGAGUAAGUCGAUCUGUCACUAAUUUCUCCGGCCUUAAGUAACUAUAUCUAAAACUACUUCGUGUAAUCUGUUAACUGUUGUGAGAAAGUUAUUAUAUAUGAUGGCGAAAAUGAAGUAGAAUUAAUUAAUGGAUCGAAUAUAAAUUAGUUCAUUUCUCUACGUGUAAAUUAAAUGAUGUAUUUCACUCGUU